Messenger RNA from Rodentolepis nana, 438 nucleotides. NCBI's taxonomy places the organism in Eukaryota, Metazoa, Platyhelminthes, Cestoda, Cyclophyllidea, Hymenolepididae. The record is from the annotation of a GenBank genome assembly.
CUCCUCCAAUGCUUUGAUCUUCACGAAGAGCCACGAGAUGUUCAAGCCUGGUAUUCCUACCUGGCUGAAGACGCUGCGAUUGCCGCCGAGAUGCAAGGUAACGACACAGUGGUUCAAAAUCUCUUCGAGGAAGACCUCAACGACAUUGGCCUCAUCAACAUGGCAACUGGUGAUUUUGAUGCCCUGUGCCAGCAGCAAUGCGCAGAGAUCACUCUCGUACCACCAGAAAUCCGUGAAAGAUGGGAAAUGGAUGAGGAGAUGUGGCAGAAGAAUUAUGGUGCCGUGGAGAGUGCUCUUGGCUACUCGGACCCCCUAUUCUUUGUUACACCAUCGAACUAUGAAGACGAGGAAGCGAGAACUUUCGCGAGUGUUGAUGAUGGCUAUGCAGAUGAAAAUGACUCACCUAUUCUAGACGCAUUUAAACUACCCGUAAGUUAA